AUGAAUCCCCCUGGCCGGUGUAAGCUGGCACCCUGUGCUCUUCUACCGCUCUUACUCCUUCUCUUCCUCGCAUCAGCCACACACGCUGCCUCGGCCGUUCUGGGCAUCGAUCUCGGCACCGAGUACCUGAAGGCCGCAAUCGCUCGACCUGGAUCGCCAAUUGAGAUUGUCCUCUCAAAGGACUCGAAGCGGAAAGAAACGGCCACACUUGCUUUCAAGCCAUCCAGAGCACAGGACAAGGCAGAUGAUGCAUUCCCGGAACGGCUGUAUGGUGGGGAUGCAGCUGCGCUCUCCGCAAGAUUUCCAAGCGACGUGUAUCCCAACCUGAAGAACCUGCUUGGCGUGGAAUACUCCGCGCCCGCUGUCAAGACAUAUGCCGCGCGGUAUCCAGGAUUGAGCAUCGAGGCGGUGCCCAGAGGCGAUAUCACGGAAAAGAAAGCCAGGACGGUGGGUUUCAAGAGCCAGAGCUUCGGCAGGAAAGAGGAAGUUUUCAUGGUGGAAGAGCUCUUGGCGAUGGAGUUGAAGAACGUCAAAAGUAAUGCAGAGGCCAUGCUUGCGAAGGGAGUAUAUGUCACAGAUGUGGUCAUUACUCAUCCGUCGUUCUACACUGCAGAGGAGAAGCGAGCGAUUGAACUGGCUGCGAAUUUGGCCGGGUUGAGAAUACUAGGUCUCGUCAGCGACGGACUAGCCGUUGGGCUUAACUACGCGACCCAUCGCUCCUUCGACAGCGUUACCGAUGGUGCGAAGCCUGAGUACCACCUUAUUUAUGAUAUGGGUGCAGGCUCCGCGACCGCCACGGUGCUCAAAUUCCAAGGGAGGACCAUCAAAGGACCUGCAAAGCGGAACUCGACAAUUCAAGAGGUCAUCGCUCUUGGAACGGGAUUCGACCCAACACUAGGUGGUGACUCUCUGAAUGAUGUCAUCGUCGACGACAUUGUAGCCCAGUUCGUUGAAUCGCCCAAGGUGAAAAAGCUGGGUUUGACGACGGGCCAAGUCAGGGCAAAUGGCAAGGCAAUGGCCCGAAUCUGGAAGGAAGCAGAGCGAGUUCGACAAUUUCUCAGCGCCAAUGCCGCGUCCGGAGCGACAUUUGAUGGACUCUACGAUGAUGACAUUACUUUCAAAUACAGCCUAUCGAGAGACAAAUUCGAAGAGCUCACAGCAGACUUUGCUGCACGUGUUAGGGCGCCUGUCGAUGCGGCAGUCCAGUUUGCAGGACUCCAGCUGGGCGACCUUGACUCGAUCAUUCUACAUGGAGGCGCAGUAAGAACUCCUUUUGUGCAGAAGCAGCUCGAGAAAGUGGCCGUCCGACCUGCGCAGCUGAAAUCCAAUGUCAACGCGGACGAGGCUGCCGUCAUGGGGGCUGCUUUCAAAGCCGCGUCGCUCAGCCCAAGCUUCAGAGUCAAGGAUAUUCGCGACACUGAUAUUUCAAGCUUUGCGUUCACGUUAAAGUGGAACUCUGACAACAAGGAGAAGUCGCAGAAGCUGUUCACUCCGUCUUCUCACGUUGGAGUUGAGAAGCAAGUACCGAUCAAGACUCUGGAGGAUGUGACGCUGUCAUUUUCCCAGACAGUUGAGGACUCGGACGCAACUAUCCUGCAAGUCGAGGCUCUGAACCUGACAAAGUCUGUUGCAGAAUUGCAAGAGAAGCAUAGCUGCGCAGCGUCAAACAUCAGCACCGUCUUUACAGUGCGGCUAAGUCCUGUGGAUGCUUUACCGGAGGUCGUUACUGGGUCUGUGAGCUGUGAGGUGGAGAGCACCAAGGGUGGUACGGUCAUGGACAACGUCAAAGGACUAUUUGGCUUUGGCAGGAAGGGCAAUGAACAGAAGGUCCUCGAAGACGACGACAGGGUUGAGGAGUCUUCCGAAUCUCUGACCCCAUUACCUGUGUCUGACCCUACAAGCUCUGGAUCGACCAUAUCAUCAGCUUCACCGUCCCCAGCAGAAUCCUCAGGCGUCUCGUCCUCAUCGUCUUCCACCAAAGCUGCCCAAGCCGUCAAAGCUACCCCCUCAGUUGCCUCUAUACCACUAUCACUGAGAACAACCGUGGUCGGUAGGAACUCCCCACCCAGCGAGACUCUCCCUCGUCUACGGCAGCGCCUUUCCCAGUUCGACACAUCUGACAGAAAUGCCGUGCUUCGGGCGGAAGCACUGAACACACUCGAGGCCUUCACCUACCGAGCCAGAGAUUAUCUUGAGGACGAAAGUUUCAUCGCCGGCUCGAGCGACUCCACUCGAGGGGAGCUUCAGAAACAGUUGACUAGCAUAUCUGAAUGGCUGUAUGGCGAAGGGCUUGAUGCCAAAGUGCAGGAUUUUAAAGCCAAGCUGAAGAGCCUCCACGAUCUGGUUGAUCCCGUUCUCAAGCGCAGAGAUGAGUCGACGAAGCGUCCUGACGCUGUGAAGGCUCUGAAGGAGGGACUAGAGAAUUUAAAUGGCAUGAUCACAAUGGUCGAGGGAAACAUCAAGAAAGCAGCAGAAGAUGCUUCCUCGAGCGCCAGCGAAGCCGCUUCGUCUUCAAGCUCCAGUUCCUCUUCAAGCUCUUCUUCCUUUGUUGCAGAGGGCGACGAUCUGGAUGAUGACCCUUAUAUCAGCACCACGGCAGCAGACGCAGCACAGACGGAUGGACCGCCGUUCAAGCCCUAUGAAUACACGAAUGAGGAUCUUUCAACGCUAACCACGAAAUAUGACGAGGUGAAGAAAUGGCUAGACGAGAAACUCGCUCUACAGGACAAGCUGGGACAAUACGACGACCCAGCCUUCAUGGUCUCGGAACUCGAGUCCAGGGGCCAAGAGCUGCAGCGACUAGUGUCUGAGACGAUUAUGAAGACGAUCAAGAUGCAAGAUAUACCCAGAAAGGGGAAGGCCAGCGGUGGCAAGAAGGGAGCAAAAGGCAAGCCAAAGAAGACCAAUUCUACUUCCGCUGGUCCCGGUAGCCCGUCUGGAAGUAACACGUCGACGCCUGCAGCCUCAGCUGGCUCAUCCACGGUUACCGUUUCCGCACCCAAGGCAACGAAGGGCGUCAAAGACGAGUUGUAG
Molecule: messenger RNA, 3033 nt
Organism: Cladophialophora yegresii CBS 114405
Lineage: Eukaryota; Fungi; Ascomycota; Eurotiomycetes; Chaetothyriales; Herpotrichiellaceae
Exons: 1
Coding region: 1-3033 (1010 amino acids)
Biological process (GO): negative regulation of hypoxia-induced intrinsic apoptotic signaling pathway; cellular response to hypoxia; endoplasmic reticulum unfolded protein response
Cellular component (GO): endoplasmic reticulum chaperone complex
Molecular function (GO): ATP-dependent protein folding chaperone; ATP binding
Source: RefSeq, a predicted model, not a curated record